Closterium sp. NIES-67 is the source of this 2678-nucleotide messenger RNA. NCBI's taxonomy places the organism in Eukaryota, Viridiplantae, Streptophyta, Zygnematophyceae, Desmidiales, Closteriaceae. The record is from the annotation of a GenBank genome assembly.
UUGCUUCCAUUGUACAGUACAGUACCUUCUCGAGAUUCCCACUCUGGCAUGGGUUGAGGCCAGAUUGGGGUACUAUUGCGUAGGAUACGACUGCCCGAUUCAGCGACUCCUCGCUCGCUCUCUGCAACUGCUCGCUACCUUGGUUCUCCGUUGCUCCAAGCAGCCCGCUUUGCCGGGCGAUCCGGGGUGGGGCGCGGGGAGCGGCGAUGAAGGCGGCAUGGGGGAACAUCACGGACGCCACCAAGGUGGCGGCGGCGCGCAUGAACAGCGAUUAUAAGGACCUGGACGUGGCGAUCGUGAAGGCUACCAACCACGUCGAGACGCCGCCGAAGGAGAAGCAUGUCCGCACCAUCUUCGCGUACACGUCAGCAUCUCGGCCGCGGGCUGACGUGGCAUACUGCAUCCACCAGAUAGGCAAGCGGCUGGGCAAGACGCACAACUGGUGUGUGGCGCUCAAGUGUCUGAUGGUGCUGCACCGCACGCUGAGGGAGGGCGACCCCACGUUCAGGGAGGAGCUGAUCAACUACGAGCGCAGGGGGCGCACGCUCAACCUCUCCAACUUCAAAGACGAGUCCGGCCCCGCAGCGUGGGACUACAGCGCGUGGGUGCGCACGUACGCGCUGUACCUGGAGGAGCGCCUGGAGUGCUUCCGCACGCUCAAGUACGACGUCGAGGCCGAGAAGUCGUCGUCGCACAGCCGCACGCGCGAGCUGGACACACCCGACCUGCUGGACCACCUGCCCGCCCUGCAGUCCCUGCUGCACCGCCUCAUGGGCUGCCAACCAGAGGGAGCAGCAGUGGGCAGCUUCGUCAUUCAGGCUGCACUCGGCCUGGUGGUGAAGGAGAGCUUCAAGCUGUACCGCGCCAUCAACGACGGCAUCAUCAACCUCGUCGACAAGUUCUUUGAGAUGUCGCGAGUCGAUGCUGCCAAGGCGCUCGCUAUCUACAAGCGCGCAGGCGAGCAGGCGGACCGCCUGUCGUCCUUCUACGACAUGUGCAAGGGGCUCGACCUCUCCAGAAGCUUCCAGUUCCCCACGCUCGACCAGCCUCCGCAGUCGUUCCUGGCCACCAUGGAGGAGUACGUGCGCGAGGCGCCGCGCUCCUCCGCCAUGCCCGCCGAGUCGCACGCGUCGCACUCAGAGGGGGCGAGUCACAAGACACCGGGGACGGAGAGGAGGGAGAGGAGGGAGGCGAGGCGGAGAGAGGAGGAGGAGGCACCGCCCCCGCCCGCCCCUCCUGAACCCGAGCCUGCCCCGCCGCCCCCACCCCCUCCGCCCGCUCAAGACCUCCUUGUGGACAUGGCGGACGAGGUGGUGGCGGCGCCCCCCGAUGCAGCAGCCAUCGAGCAGCAGAACGCACUCGCCCUCGCCAUCGUGCCAGCUGAUGCAGCCCCUGCGGGUGCGUCGCUGCCUGGCGGCGGCACGGGGUGGGAGCUGGCGUUGGUGGCCGCUCCCUCCUCCACCGCUGUUGCGGCGCCCGACUCCAAUCCCAACUCCAAGCUGGCGGGCGGGUUUGACAAGCUGACGCUGGACUCGCUGUACGAGGACGCCAUCCGCCGCUCCACCAACUCCUACCAGAAUUCCUAUGCCACCUCGGGCCCCCCGCCGCCCUCCGCCAUGCUGGCUCUGCCCGCCCCCCCCGGCGCCUUCCAGGCGGCGGGCCCCGCUGCCCCCGGCAUGCACGGGCCGCACGACCCCUUCUCCGCAUCGCGCCACGUGCCCCCGCCCACCAACGUGCAGCUCGCCACGCUGGCGCACCAGCAGCACCAGGCGGGGGGGGCAGGCAGCUUUGGGCCGGGAGGGGGCAUGGGCAUGGGGGGAAUGGCAGGAGGGGCAGGGCAAGGCUUCGGUAGUUACCCUGGCCCAGGGAUGGGCAUGGGCAUGCAGGGUGGCAUGGGUAUGCAGGGCGGCAUGGGCAUGCAGGGCGGCAUGGGCAUGCAGGGUGGCAUGGGCAUGCAGGGUGGCAUGGGCAUGCAGGGUGGCAUGGGUGGCAUGGGCAUGGGUGGUCCUGGUGGCCCCCCUGUGAACCCCUUUGCGAACCCAUAUGGUCCGCCCAAUGCAUAUGGCUCUGUGGGCAUGGCCCCCCAUGCUGCCCCCGCCCCCGCUCCCGCAGGGCCUGCAGGGUACCAGUCAAACCCCUUCGGCAACCCCAGCCUGCUGUGAGAAAGGAGAGCACAGGCAGUGGUGGUGCCAGGGGUGCGAGGGUGGGCAAAAUACUGUGUGAUACUGGGCGCACAGAAAGCAUGUGGGAGGAAUGACGACAGGCGGAGCCGGUGAUGGUGGCAGUGGUGGGUUGGCCAGCUGCAGCUGACAGCUCAGCAGUGUGGUGUGGAGGUUGUGGGGGCAGAGGCAGCUGAUUUGUGUGGACACACCUCCAUGUGCAACUCUUCUAGUGACGCUGUAGAGGGAUGCCAAGUUACUGUAGAAUGUGUUGUGUUGUGGGUAUCUUAAGCUUGAGUAGGUUACAUAUUGCUGAAGUCACUCUACUACCAGGUGAUCUUUUCAUAUCCGUGUGUGGAUAGACGGCCACCACAGCCUCACUGGUGCGCACCCGUGCCACUAGUGGUACCUGUGAUUGAACUGACUACCGGUACAAGGUUCCUGCAGAUACACACCCAUGUCCUGUCCUGUCCUAUGUUGAAUAGCACCAUGUUGAUAUGGAAUGGAAGAGUAGAUGUA